AUGCUAUUAAGACUCGCCGUUGUAUCACGACGUGCACGAUCUGUUUGCCCUGCUGUGUUCAGUCCCCUUCUGUUGGAAGCAGGAUACCUGUCUCAGUCCUCUAGCAAGAGAUACGCUUCUUCUAAACCAACUGACGCCGAUUCUGUUAAGCGAUGUAGGGCUCUCCCAAAACAGUACUCCCAACACACUGCACAACCCAACAACUUCCCGAAAUCGAACGCUACACCGACAAAUGAGCAGCAAAAGAAACGUGAAGGCAAGUCCAGCAUCGCCAGAUCGAUCGACACGGGCAACAAGGAUGUACACAACGGUCAGCUUCAUGCUCUUCCAUUUAGCUUGUUCUUCACUGUCUUUUUAGGACCAAAACGCAAUGAAGUUGGAGUGCAGCUCCUCUCGCGCAGCCUACACUCGCAAAUCUUCGGCAACAUGCAGUUUGAAGCACCAAGAUCAGAUGUUGUUCAGAUCGCACAGGAGCACCUUACAAUGCACGGCCUUGAUCCCUUGCACGGAUCCACGCUACCAGAGACGGACUUCACAUUACCGCCGUUACAAGGAAAGGACCUGGACCAGCAUUUCCAUAGGAUCGGUGCGCGCGCUUGCGAUCCAUGGCUCCGGCUUGCCCAAACCUUUGCACGCGAGACACUGCCUGAGAUACCGAUGGAAUGGACGGUUCAGUCAGGAUGGACGCGUCACUGCAUCAAGAAUGGCUUGAUGGAGUCCCAGUCAGUUGAUUUCCCAGAGUUUGAGGGGAAGCCGGAGGAGAUGCUUGCCUUCAACGUGGAGACGUUGCCGGCGGACAGUCCAUAUCCCAUCUUGGCAUGCGCGGCCUCGAAAAACUGCUGGUACUCAUGGAUAUCGCCGUGGUUUCUCGGUGAAGAUGACGUUCACAAGCACCUGAUACCGAUAGGCGGCUCCGAGGUUGGCCGCGUGAUCGUCGGCCAUAAUGUCUCUUACGAUCGCGCGAGGAUCUUAGAGGAGUACAAUUUAAAUGGCACACGGAACCGCUUCCUCGACACCAUGUCUCUCCACGUUGCUGUGCAGGGCAUCUCCUCGCAUCAGCGUCCGGCGUGGCAAAAGCAUCGGAAGUCUCAAGAGGAGACCAAGGCGCUGAGGCAGCGAGCAUUAGAGCAGGGUUUCGAGAAGUUACAUGACUUGAUAGAGUAUCAACAGAAAAAGCUGGCUGAGGAAAAGCACGAUACCAAGAAGGAGGAGAUCAGACAGAUGCUACGAAAGUUAGAGGAUGCACUGGAAAAUCUUCAAUCUCACGCGACCGAGGAGACCCAUGACGAUGAAGAACCCCCCGCCGGGCAAUGGAUGGAUGUGACGUCUGUGAAUUCCCUUGCAGAAGUUGCGAAGCUGCACUGCGGAAUCAAGAUGAAGAAAGCCGUGGGAGAGGACUUUAAGUGCUCCCGGGAGGAGAUCCGCGAGCGCAUUCAGGACUACCUCACCUAUUGCGCGACCGAUGUCGAUGUCACGCACAAAGUGUUCGCAAAGAUCCUUCCGUCGUUCCUCGUAACUUGUCCGAGCCUCGUCUCGUUCGCUGGGAUGCUGACGAUGGGUUCGAGCUUUCUGACUGUCAACCAGAAAUGGAAGCAGUACAUCGAGGCCGCCGAGCACGCGUAUCAUGUGUUGGCAGAUAAGGUUCAGGCACGCCUUCACGAGUUGGCCAGGGACGCGAUGAAGAUGAUGGACACUAACGAGUGGCAGAGUGAUCUUUGGCUCAGUCAAUUGGACUGGACGCCGAAGAAGGCUGGGAAGUCGAGGGGUGUGUCUGAGCAGCAGACACGACCCAGCAAUCGGCCACAGUGUUCUGAUCCAACUUACUCAUGGUAUCAAACUUUAUGCACCCUAGGCCCUCUCGAUCCAAAAAUUAAAAUGACCGUCCUCCCUCUCCUCCUCGAGCUGUCUUUUGACGGACAUCCUCUUCAAUAUUCUUCAACUGAAUGGUGGUACUACGUUCCUGACGGCAAAGUCACCCUACUUCCAGAACGGAUAAAAGUCACGGGUGCUUCUACUACGAAAAGAGUGAAGCUCAAGGACCCUCUAGGAUCACUGCGCGGCCGUGCGCUUUUUGACAGCGGUCAUCUGAAAUGCAAGUAUCCAGAUCUAGCAGAUGCAAUCUAUCAAGAAAGCGAUUUGUCUGACACUUCGAAACGCAUUCUCGAAAUUGCCGAGAAGAUCGCGCGCAGAGGCCCAGAAAAGGUAAAGAAGAAUAUAUCGUUGAAGCAGCUUGACUGGGAACCGGUAGAGGGCUCUGCGUCUCCAUCGACGAAAAGGAGGAGAAAGACAUUGUCCCUGACCGCGGCCAAACCUGCGCCCGUCAUGUGGCCCAAAUGGUUCUGGGAUUCUACCACGCCAAAGAAAGGCAUGGAGCUCGGUUCUCUUGACCUUACCGUGCGCAGCCGCAUCGCACCGAUCCUUCUCCGUCUCAGAUGGCGCGGAUGGCCGUUGUUCUACUCGCACAAGCAUGGGUGGACAUUCCGCGUGGAUCCUAAUACCGGCUUCGACACCCGAACGAAAAAGCUCGAGUUUCACGACCCUGAGGAUUCGAGGCUGCAGGCGGACGUGGAGAAAGGGCACGCAUUUUACAAGCUCCCACACAAGGACGGCGAGAAGGCGAAUGUGGGGAGCCCGCUCGGGAAGACGUUCAUGAAGUACGCGCAGGAUGGGACGCUGACUAGUCCGGAGGCCACCGCGGCGGAGGCGCUUGAUAUCAGUGCGCAGUGUAGCUACUGGAUUAGUGCGAGGGACCGAAUCAAGAAGCAGAUGGUCGUGUGGCAGAAGGAGCACGACUUAGGCUUUUCGUCUUUGGAGGAGAAAGACAAGGAUUGGGGUAUAAUCUUGCCUCAAGUUAUCACCAUGGGCACGAUCACACGACGGGCGAUCGAGAAGACAUGGCUGACUGCGAGCAAUGCCAAGAAGAAUCGCGUAGGUUCUGAGCUGAAGGCGAUGGUCACUGCGCCUCCAGGGUACGCGAUCGUGGGUGCAGACGUGGACUCUGAAGAGCUGUGGAUCUCCAGCGUCAUGGGUGAUGCACAAUUUGGUCUGCAUGGCGCGACAGCACUCGGAUGGAUGACAUUAGAGGGCACGAAAGCAGCAGGGACGGACUUGCAUUCGAAGACCGCGAGUAUCUUGGGCAUCUCGCGUGACCAAGCGAAGGUCUUCAACUACUCGCGAAUCUACGGUGCAAGCAUGCGGUAUGUCGUGCUCCUUCUGCUUGAGUCAAACGCGAACAUGUCGGAGGGUGAGGCACAGCGGCUCGCACGGAAUAUGUACGCGUCCGCCAAGGGCCAUAGCACCCGCGCACCGGGCCUACAUGAGCGCCAAUUUUGGCACGGUGGCUCGGAGAGUUUCGUGUUCAACAAAUUGGAAGACAUCGCGCUUUGUGACGAGCCGCGGACGCCUGCGCUCGGGUGUGGCAUGACAUACGCACUGUCAACGAAGUAUCUGCCGACGGAUUUCGGUUCGAACUACAUGACCUCGCGAAUCAAUUGGGUCGUCCAGUCCUCCGGCGUUGACUAUUUGCACCUCCUCAUCGUCUCAAUGGACCACCUGAUCAAAAGGUAUGGCAUCAAAGCGCGGUACCUGAUCUCGGUACAUGACGAGCUGCGGUACCUUGUGAAGAAGGAGGAUAGAUACCGCGCCGCGCUUGCGCUUCAGAUUGCAAACCUGUGGACGCGCAGCCUGUUUGCGCUGAAGCUGGGGAUGGACGACCUCCCGCAGGGUGUCGCGUUCUUCUCCUCGGUCGACAUCGACCAUGUGCUGCGGAAGGAGGUCAACAUGCCGUGUGUGACGCCGUCGCACCCCGAAGCGAUUUCGCCUGGCGAGAGCGUGGACAUCACACAGGUGCUGGAGAAGACGAACGGCUCAUUGUGGGCCAAGGACGAGAGCGGACAGACGAGACCGAUGGAGGAGGCUGUGGAGACCUCACCUACGGGCGACCUCAGGCUCACGAGCUACGUGCAGCCUGAUUGGCUGAAGCAUCGCGCGACCAGUAUUGAAUGGCUGAAGGCGCAGGCGACGGCGGACGUUGAGGAGAUCGAGAAGCUCGCGGGUGGGCCUAUUGAGAAGCCUUUGGGCUGGAAAAGUCAAAGGCCAUCAACUUAUGGGAAGCGUAAUACGUCGUCACAAUUUUCGUCGUAUUUCUAG
This is a messenger RNA of Laetiporus sulphureus 93-53, 4149 nucleotides long. RefSeq names its product gamma DNA-directed DNA polymerase. Lineage: Eukaryota; Fungi; Basidiomycota; Agaricomycetes; Polyporales; Laetiporaceae. The transcript is spliced from 2 exons. Gene Ontology annotation, molecular function: DNA binding; 3'-5' exonuclease activity; DNA-directed DNA polymerase activity. Gene Ontology annotation, cellular component: mitochondrion; gamma DNA polymerase complex. Gene Ontology annotation, biological process: mitochondrial DNA replication. Bases 1 to 4149 code for a protein of 1382 amino acids. The record is from RefSeq and is a predicted model, not a curated record.